Callithrix jacchus (white-tufted-ear marmoset) is the source of this 17086-nucleotide messenger RNA. It is a transcript of the gene TLR6, whose product is annotated as toll like receptor 6. Gene Ontology annotation, molecular function: Toll-like receptor 2 binding; transmembrane signaling receptor activity; lipopeptide binding. Gene Ontology annotation, biological process: immune response; cellular response to diacyl bacterial lipopeptide; inflammatory response. NCBI's taxonomy places the organism in Eukaryota, Metazoa, Chordata, Mammalia, Primates, Cebidae. The record is from RefSeq and is a predicted model, not a curated record. Gene Ontology annotation, cellular component: plasma membrane; Toll-like receptor 2-Toll-like receptor 6 protein complex.
AAAAAAAAUAUUUAAGAAAAUAAUAAUUAUAAGGUUUAUUGCCGAGGUAAAAUGGGGAAACUGAGGCGAGUAUAAGAAAAUGAGAAGCUAAUUUAUUCAUCUCCCAGGUAAGGUUCUGUGGUCCAGGAAGAGGCCAAAGAAGUCACGACCGGCUGUUUAGGGCUGGGGUUUUAUGGGGAGGGAAGGCAAUUGAUUGGCUAUUGGGGAAACAAAGGGAAGGCAAUUUUAUUGGCUGUUGAGAGGCAGGAAGUGUCUGGAGCUAACUGUCAUUGGUAGGUGGGCGAGACUUUGGGUAAGUGGGCCUUGACUGGCUAUAGGGGAAACAAAGUGUAGGCAAUUUCAUUGGCUGUUGAGAGGCAGGAAGUGCCUGGAGCUAGCUGUCAUUGGUAGGCAGAGGGACCUUGGGUAAGUGGGCCUUCCGGGGCGUAAGGGGCAGACCGCUACCGGGCAGGGUUUGCUGGGGGCUUCUUUUAAAAAAUUCUUUUAUAGGUUUUUCAACAGCGGGCUGAGGGUUGGAUGCAGUUUAUUUAUUUAUUUUUUAUUUUUGGAUGCAUAGUUUAAUGCUGAGUGUGGCCUUGGGUAUGAUAUGCAGAGGCAAGUGCGGGGAAGCCAUGUGGUGAGGCCAGAUAAGGAGCUUGAGUGAUGACAUAGUUAUCAGGCGCGGAGAGUCAUGAAUGUGUCCGUUUGACUCCCGUACUUUGACCAAGUGGAGUAUUGUAUAUACAAACUGCAAUUCCCGAUGAACACAGCUACCAGUAUUCCACUUGCUGCCCAUAUCUAAUUUGGACUCAUAUCAAGAUGCUUUGAAGAAUAACAACCCUUUAGGAUAGCCGCUGCAACAUCAUGACCAAAGACAGCGAACCUAUUGUGAAAAGCUCCCGUUUUGUUUGCCUUACGAUAAUAAUAGUUGGAACCAUCAUCCAGUUCUCCGACGAAAGUGAAUUUGCAGUAGACAAGUCAAAAAGAGGCCUUAUUCAUGUUCCAAACGACCUACCGUUGAACACCAAAGUCUUAGAUAUGUCUCAGAACUACAUAACCGAGCUUCGGGUUUCUGAUGUGAGCUUUCUGUCAGAGUUGAAAGUUUUGAGACUUUCCCAUAACAGAAUCCAGCUACUUGAUUUGAGUGUCUUCAAGUUCAAUCAGGAUUUGGAAUACUUGGAUUUAUCUCAUAAUCAGUUGCAAAAGAUCUCUUGCUAUCCUAUUGUGAGUUUCAGGCAUUUAGAUCUCUCAUUCAAUGACUUCAAGGCCCUGCCCAUCUGUAAGGAAUUUGGCAACUUGUCGCAACUGAAUUUCUUGGGAUUGAGUGCUAUGAGGUUACAAAGAUUAGAUUUGCUUCCAGUUGCUCACUUGCAUCUAAGUUAUAUCCUUCUGGAUUUAAGAAAUUAUUAUGUGAAAGAAAAUGAGACAGAAAGUCUACAAAUUCUGAAUGCAAAAACACUUCACCUUGUUUUUCACCCAAAUAGUUUAUUCUCUAUCCAAGUGAGUAUAUCAGUUAAUACUCUAGGGUGCUUACAACUGACUAAUAUUAAAUUGAAUGAUGACAACUGUCAAGUUUUCAUUCAUUUUUUAUCAGAACUCACCAGAGGUCCGACCUUACUGAAUUUUACCCUCACCCACAUGGAAACAACUUGGAAAUGCCUGGUUAGAGUCUUUCAAUACCUUUGGCCCAAACCUGUGGAAUAUCUCAAUAUUUACAAUUUAACAAUAAUUGAAAGCAUUCGCAAAGAAUAUUUUACUUAUUCUAAAACGACGUUGAAAGCAUUGAAAAUAGAACAUAUCACAAACCAAGUUUUUCUUUAUUCACAGACAGCAUUGUAUACAGUAUUUUCCGAGAUGAACAUUAUGAUGUUAACCAUUUCGGAUACACCAUUUAUACACAUGCUGUGUCCUCAUGCACCAAGCACAUUCAAGUUUUUGAACUUUACCCAGAAUGUUUUCACAGAUAGUAUUUUUGAAAAAUGUUCCACGUUAAUUAAAUUGGAGACACUUAUUUUACGAAAGAAUGGAUUAAAAGACCUUUUCAAAGUAGGUCUCAUGACUAAGGAUAUGCCAUCUUUGGAAAUGUUGGAUGUUAGCUGGAAUUCUCUGGAAUCUGGUAGACAUGAGGAAAACUGCACUUGGGGUGAGAGUAUAGUGGUGUUAAAUUUGUCUUCAAAUAUACUUACUGACUCCGUUUUCAGAUGUUUACCUCCCAGGAUCAAGGUACUUGAUCUUCACAGCAAUAAAAUAAAGAGCAUUCCUAAACAAGUCAUAGAACUGGAAGCUUUGCAGGAACUCAAUGUUGCUUUCAAUUCUUUAACGGACCUUCCUGGAUGUGGCAGCUUUAGCAGGCUUUCUGUGUUGAUCAUUGAUCACAAUUCAGUUUCCCACCCAUCAGCUGAUUUCUUCCAGAGCUGCCAGAAGAUGAGGUCAGUAAAUGCAGGGAACAAUCCAUUCCAUUGUACCUGUGAUCUAAGAGAAUUUGUCAAAAAUAUAGGCCAAGUAUCAAGUGAAGUAGUAGAGGGCUGGCCCGAUUCUUAUAAGUGUGACUACCCAGAUAGUUAUAGAGGAACCCCACUGAAGGACUUUCACAUGUCUGACUUAUCCUGCAACAUAACUCUGCUGAUUGUCACCAUCGGGGCCACCAUGCUGGUGUUGGCUGUGACUGUGACCUCCCUCUGCAUCUACUUGGAUCUGCCCUGGUAUCUCAGGAUGGUGUGCCAGUGGACCCAGACCCGACGCAGGGCCAGGAAUGUACCCUUAGAAGAACUCCAAAGAAAUCUCCAGUUUCAUGCUUUUAUUUCAUAUAGUGAACAUGAUUCUGCCUGGGUGAAAAAUGAAUUGGUACCUUACCUAGAGAAAGAAGGUAUACAGAUUUGUCUCCAUGAGAGAAACUUUGUUCCUGGCAAGAGCAUUGUGGAAAAUAUCAUCAACUGCAUUGAGAAGAGUUACAAGUCCAUCUUUGUCUUGUCUCCCAACUUUGUCCAGAGUGAGUGGUGCCAUUAUGAACUCUACUUUGCCCACCACAAUCUCUUCCAUGAAGGAUCUAAUAACUUAAUCCUCAUCUUGCUGGAACCCAUUCCACCGAACAGCAUUCCCAACAAGUACCACAAGCUGAGGGCUCUCAUGACACAGCGGACUUAUUUGGAAUGGCCCAAGGAGAAAAGCAAACAUGGGCUUUUUUUGGCUAACAUUAGAGCUGCUUUUCAUAUAAAAUUAACACUAGUCGCUGAAAACAAUGAUGUGAAAUCUUAAAAAAAGUGAAGGAAAUCCAAUUUAAGAAACCAUUAUUUACUUGAAUUAUGUGAACAGUACAGUUCUAAGUAACUGUCUGGAGAUGUCUCCAUUAUUAUCCUCAUGCCUUCAGGAAAGACUUAACAAAAAAACAACGUUUCAUCUGGGGAAUUAAGCUAGAGGGUGAGGUGGUACUCAACUUGCCAGUGACAGACAGCCCAGUCUCUUUUGGUUUAAUCAUUAUGUUUCAAAUUGAAACAGUCUCUUUUGAGUAAAUGUUCAGUUUUUCAGUUCCUUUUCCAAAUGGAUUCUGUGUGAGCAACAGUUUAUAUGGCUUCAUGGCUGCAAGAAGACAGUCAACUUCAGCAUCAUAUGCUCUGGCCCUUAGAGUGCCCUGGGAAUUCUAUUGGUCUCUGGGUCAGCGUUGUUAUUUUCUUUAACUUUGGGGCUUGGGGAAAAAAUGAGAUCAGCUAUGACAUGUAAAAAAAGUCUUCAGUUUCACAUAUGUGUAAUAGCUUAUUUAAUCUUUUAUCCUGCUACACAAAUAUAUAAUUAACCAAUGAGGUCUCAUGAUGUAAUAGUGUAGGUAUGUAAAGGAAAAUAUGGACUUGGUCAUAAGCUGUUGAGGGGAAAGACGUGGAUUUAGAUACUUUCCAAGAAAACUCAGGGCCAAAUUUAUUUGUAACUAGAUAUUGAGUGGGACUUUUCUGGUUGUCUCAGAAUUCUGGCUAAAGCCCCAAAGCUGACAAAAGACUGUAAAUGCACCCACAUGAUACUAGACACAGCCAGCCUAGACUUAUAAAAAGAUCAGAAAGAGACCAGUGACUCCCAGUCCAUACUAUCCAUCUCUAGAAGACUAGAGUCAAAAGAGUGAUUAAAGAGUCAUUAAGUGGAGGUUCCAGAUUAAGAGGGAGAUUGCUUUGAAUUUCUUGCAAAGACAAGUGUGAGGGGCUCUAAGCAUGGUAGAAGGUAGCCUGCAAUCCCACUCCAAGACUGAAAGCUUGCAGAUUAACAGGAGCACGCAGGUUCAGUGCAGCAGAUUGGGUGUGGCUUGAGAGCUCUUGGAAGAGCUUGAUGAAUGCUGGCGUUUGGGAUGAAGGUGGGCACUGGCAACACAAAAGCUGGUAAACAGUGCUUGGCAAAAACAAAAUUCGAUAAAUAUUUGUUGAAUGAAUAUGAGUGCUUCCCACCUGGGAAAUUCUGAAGGCGAAAGUUUGGCUUGGGCAACCCAAAAUGGCAGGACGAGAGAAGAGAAGCAGUGAUAGCAACCUGCCCUUCCAUUAUUGGCAUGGUAAGAGUAUGUGAAUUUCUUCAUAUGGCUUUGACUAUGGAAGAGUAGCUGGGCUUGCACUGUCAUGAUGAGAUGUCAGCCAAUAGCGCAGACUGUUGUGCAAAAAGACUAUAGCAGUAAGAGGACAUGGGGUUGGGCAGAAGAGGGGUUCAGGGUGGAGGUUGCUGCAAGAAGUCAGCUAGAUAAUGUGCCACUGCAUCAUGGAACUGUGCAAUGUGGGGUACACUCAAGGCCUCCCAAUAACUCACAGAUGCGCCCUGUGAAAAAGCCAGCAUAUGGACUCUGCCAUGUUAGCAGGCAGGAACAUGUUAGCCUGUCUGCCUUAUUCAAUAGUUAACUAUGGGAAGAUCCACUCCUCUUUGUAUAAUAACCUCUUCCCUUCCAAUGACACGGGAACCUAGACUAUAGAGAAGACAGGGACAGUGGAGAAAGAAUAAAGAAACUGAUUACAUUCUUUCUUCAUUUCACUGUAAGAAAGGCCAAGCCGACUUUUGAAUGAGGUGUGACACUGACGUUACAUUGAACUGGACUGGACAUUUUAAUCUCUUAAAUAGAGGUGCAAUGAGUAAAAUGAGCUUUGUCACUAAAAUUUAUGGUAUCUGCCCAAGACUCAGGAGUGAUGAUGGAAGGAGAUCCAACAGAACUUUGUUGUAAUGCAUUGGUUAAAGAAGAAUGAAGCCCUUGCUUUCUGGACUUAGCUCAUUCCAUAAACUGGUUUUGGCCAGGCACAGUGGAUCCCACCUCUAAUCCCAGCACUGUGGGAGACUGAGCCAGGUGGAUCACUUGAGGUCAGGAGUUUGAGACCAGCCCAGCCAACAUGGUGAAACUCCAUCUCUACUAAAAAUACAAAAAUUAGCUGGGUGUGAUGGUAGGCACCUGUAGUCCCAGCUACUCAGGAGGCUGAGGCAGGAGAACCGCAUGAACCUGGGAGACGUAGGUUGUAGUUAGCUGAGAUAGUGCCAGUGCAUUCCAGCUUGGGCAACAGAGCAAGACUCCAUCUCAAAAAAAUUAAAAGAAAGAAAGAAAUAAACUGGCUUCAUAAAACCUGUAACAAAAUAAGCCUUAAUGAUAUUUUAUUAGUGUCAUCUUCUGUCUGUGUCAGCUCUUCCUUGCUCCUCAGGAGAACACUCAUUUUCCUCCCUAGGCUCUAUCCCAAAACGGUAUAUUCUUCCACAACCUCUGUUGAACAGAUUUGAUGAACACUUGCCUAAUCUAAAAACAAUAAAAACAACAAGCAACAACAAAAACUGCCACAGAUUCUAAAUGAUCAAAUCUUUUUAAAUGGUCUCAAUGUUUCCUACAAGAUAUUGUUGAUAUUGAAAAUAUAGAAUUUUAGCAUUAACAUUUUUUUUUAAAAACCUACAUCCCCUCGGUGGAGGUGCCUCCCUGCAGUUGAAAGUAGAGUCUCCACAGCCGCUCUCCAUCACAUUCCUCCACAUUCUUCCCAUUUCUUUUCUUCACAGCACACAUCACUGUAUGAAAUUGUCUUGCUUGCUUAGUUGUUUACUUGUUUUCUCUUUCUCUCCACUAAAGUAUAAGCUCCAAGAGAACGGGAGCGUUCUCCACCUGUGCCCUGCCUCUCCCCAGUGCCAAGGGGACCCUGCGCCCGCAUUGUAGAUGCACAAUAAAAACUCGUGGGAUGAGCAAAUGGCUCUGAAAUGGUCCCAUGCAGGACAUGUCUGUGAAGUCCUGGAUUUUAUCUAAAAAGCCCAGGCAGGCAGGGGCGGGGUUCCACAGGGCCACAGUUCCACCCUGAUCUGCCCCCUGGGCGGUGCCUAACCUUGGCAGUGGACGUCUUCGCCUUGCACACUGCUCCUCCCCAUCCACCACUGGAGGACUGCUGGGAAAAACUGCAAAGGAGAAAGGACUUACAGGGUGCCUAUGUAAAUUGGUUAUGAGUAACACACAAACAAGGAACAACAAACUGUAGAAGGCCGCAGGAGGCCUCUGAGGAGGAAGUCCUCUCCAUGCCUCAUGUUCCGAUGCAGGGUGUCCUUGGCUCUGUUGCCAUAAGUAAUUGUGCUCAAGGACAUAAAACCCCUUUGUAGCACUAUGAGGUAGCCAGGCUUGUAGGCUCCUUGUAAGGCCAGUGUUCCAUCAGCUGUGCCUAGAUAAUAAGCUAAAGAUAACCACAUGUUCUUGUUUUAUGAAACUCCCAAACUGCCAAUGUUAUCAAUUCUUAGAAUGACACACCAGUUCCAGCCACGAAUUCACUUUCUGCUCACUGAUUCAUUCCACCAUCAGUCCGCCCCUACCCUAUAGAUCAAAGUGAUUGUAAUCGAUAAACAAUGUGGAUGAUCAGAGCUCAGGGCCUUCAUUGUUUCCUCCAGAGUAAUAAAGUGAUGGCCCCCUGGUCCCACCUUUUCUCUUAAUCUGUCUUUCUCUCAUUCCUUUGUUACCACUGAAUUUGGGGUACCCAUGGGUGAUGUAGGGCUCAUGGAUUCUCUACAUAGCUGGGGCGACUCAGCUCCAGGUUUAGCAGGACAUUGUGAGAAGGGAAAGGCUUUCUUUUGGAGGUUUGGUGAGCCCUUCUCUGUGCAUCACUUGCCCGCCCCACAGUGGCCCUGCAGCUCAUCCCAUGGGUCCCAUUGCCUGGUAGGACGUGUGCUUUUGUUUUGAGGGUUAUGCAUCUUCUGUGUCGUCCUUUUCUGGGAGGUUGAAAAAUGGGUCCAGAAAGACAAAAAAGAAAGAAACAAACAAUAAAACCCCAAAAAUCCAUACAAAUAAAGUAUCUUUUCCAUCCGUGUUUGAGCUAUUCCUUCUCAUGCCCCCAUCCAAUGCCAUAAUUUGGUAAGUUUGCCUCAACACGUUUUCAUUUCUUAACACUGUGGUGAGAAUAACCAAUAGAUCCUGUAGUAAGAUGUCAGGUUAAAAGGAAUGGAGCACCGCAAAGAUGACUAAGUUCUGAGAUGUGUGUUGUUAGGUGAUUUAGCCUUUGGUUGAACAUCAUAGAGUGCACUCACACAGACAUAGAUGACAUAGCUUACUACACACCUAGGUUUAUGCUAUAGCCUGUUGCUUCUAGGUGAUUGUAACACAAUGCUAAGUAUUUGUGUAUCCAAACGUAUCUAAACAUAUCAAGGAUACAGUAAAAAUAUAGUAAAAAAUAUAAAAAAAUGGUAUACCUGUAUGGGGGCACUGAUGUGGUUUGGCUGUGUCCCCACCUAAAUCACAUCUUAAAUUCCCAUGUGUUGUGGGAGGUGUAAGAUUUAUUGCUGAAGUAAAAUGAGGAAACUGAGGCGAGUAUAAAAAAGUGAGAAGCCAAUUUAUUCAGCUCCCGGGCAAGCUUCAGUGGCCCAAGUGGGGUCAGAGAAGUCACACCUGGUUGUUCAGGGCAUGGUGUUUUAUGGGGAGUGCAGGCAAUUGAUUGGUUACUGGGGAAACAAAGAGAAGGCAUUUCUAUUGGCUGUUGAGGAGCAGGAAGUACAUGGAGUUAAAGUAGGAAGUACAUGGAGUUAAAGUAGGAAGUACAUGAAACUAGCUGCCAUUGGUAGGCGGGACCUUGGAUAAGCGGGCCUUGAUUGACUACUGGGGAAACAAAGAGAAGGCAUUUCUAUUGGCUGUUGAGGAGCAGGAAGUACAUGGAGUUAAAGUAGGAAGUACAUGAAACUAGCUGCCAUUGGUAGGCGGGCAGGACCUUGGGUAUGCAGGCCUGCAGGGGGCAUAUGGGGUAGGCUGUUGCUGGGCAGGGAAUGGUGGGGCUUCUUUAAAAAAAAUUUCUCAGGGCUGGGCGCGGUGGCUCACACCUGUAAUCCCAGCACUUUGGGAGGCCGAGGCGGGUGGAUCACGAGGUCAAGAGAUCGAGACCAUACUGGUCAGCAUGGUGAAACCCCGUCUCUACUAAAAAUACAAAAACUUAGCUGGGCACUGUGGUGCGUGCCUGUAAUCCCAGCUACUCAGGAGGCUGAGGUAGGAGAGUUGCCUGAACCCAGGAGGCGGAGGUUGCGGUGAGCCGAGAUCGCGCCAUUGCACUCCAACCUGGGUAAACAAGAGCGAAACUCCGUCUCAAAAAAAAAAAAAAAAAUUUCUCUGGAGGGUUUUUUUAACAGCAGGCUGGAGGUUGGAUGCAUAAUUUAGUGCUGAAUGUGGGCUUGGGCAUGGUAUGCAGAGGUGGGUGUGGGGAAGCCUUGUGGGGAAGCCAGAUAAUGAGCUUGGGUGAUGACGCAGUUAUCAGGCACGGAGAGUGAUGAAUGUAUCCAUUUGACUUCCGGCAAGGCAACCGGCCUUACAGGAGGGACCAAGUGGGAGGUGAUUGAAUCAUGGGGGUGGAUCUUUCCCAUGCUCUUCUGAUAGUGAAUAGGUCUCAUGAGAUCUAAUGGUUUUGUAAGGGGGAGUUUCCAUGCACAAGUUCUCUCUCUUCCCUGCCACCAUGUAAGAUGUGACUUGCUCCUCCUUGCCUUCUGCCAUGAUUGUGAGACUUCCCCAGCAGUGUGAAAACGGAUUACUACAGGCACUUACCAUGAAAUGGAGCUUGCAAGACUGGAAGUUGCUCUGGGAACGGUGGAGGACACUGUUGAACCCAGUCCUCUGAGGUUGUCAUGACCGUCUCUGAUGUCCUGGAGACCCAGUUGAGUGUGGCAGCAGAAAAGAAAUACUAUCCCGGAAAGAGUGAAGACUCUGAAAGAAGCUGGUUGGAAAGUCAGAGAGACAGAGUCUCCCUAUGUUGCAUAUGCUCAUCUUGAACUCCUGGCCUCAAGUGAUCCUCCAGCCUCAGCCUCCCAAAGUGCUGAGAUUACAGGGGUCCCCUAGCUGUGCUGACAGGCAGGCCUGUGUCUGCAUACUCCGUUCAUCUGUUGUUCAGCAAGAGUCUUCAGGACAGAGUUGGCAGCUGGUGCCCCGUGCGAGGAACGCUGCAACAGAUUGUGACAGAACCCUCAAAAAUGAAGCUGAAGAGAGUAUGCAGUCAGUAAGUUAGUAAGUCUUUGGUGCCCACUCCAAAUUUGAGGGAAUUGUUCAAGCUAGGGUUACAUCAUGGGAAAACAGUUAUCAGCACGGGACAACAGUUAUCAGAUCAACAGAAACAGUAGAUAAAAGUAUUGAAACAGCUGCUUGAAGCUAGCAGAGCCUCAGUUUCACAGACUCAAUUAAAGGACCUAAUGCAAACUGUUGUCUCCCAUAACCCAUGGUUCCCAGAAGAAGGCGUGCUAGAUGUAGAGCUCUGGGAAUGAGUGGGGAGGAAUCUUAAAUGCAAUCAUGCACAAGGCAAUGGGUCCCAGUAACAUCUCUAACAUUAUAGGCCUUAGUCAUGGCUGCUUUGGUUCCACUCUACACAGAAGAGCCCAAAAAGGGAAAGGAAGACAAACCAUCACCUACCUUACUACCUCGUCUUCCUCCCUUAGCCCCACCAUUACUGAGUAAAAGUUCCACAGAAGAAACAGAGGUUGUCCCUAAGCCCCCUCCCACAACAAAUUGGAACAAUAACAAGGGAGACACUACAGCUAUGGGACCCUGUCUUAGGCAAAAGGCAUUAGAAGGGGAGCUCUUGACCUGCCCAGUAAUGCAAAAUCAACAAGGCAAUCAGGUGUAUGAACACGUUUCUUUUGAUGCUAAUAAAGAGAUAAGAAAAAGCAUUAGAGAAAAUGGAGCUACUAGCCCACUUAUGAAAGGAUCAAUUGAGGCCAUAGCAGACAACUUCCGUAUGAGCCCAUGGGACUGGUUGGUGCUAAAACAACUCUAGAUGCCAGUCCGUACCUCCUCUGGAGGGCAGAAUUUGCUGAAUUAUGUGAACAGCAAACCCUUUUCUAAUAAUGACCGCUAUUAUUCCUCUCCUACUCCUGACUCUCUCAAAAUCCUAUUUGGGUAGAACAGUGACCUUUAAAGGAAGAGAAAUUACUAACAUGAAUUAGUUGAGGAGCAAUUAAAAGCUGGCCAUACAGAACCAUCUAAGAGUCCUUGGAAUUUGCCCAUUUUCAUUGCUCCCAAAAAGUAUGGCAAAUGGAGACUUUUGCUUAACUUACAGGCUGCUAGUGCUAAUAUGCAACCUAUGGGGUCCCUUCAACUGGGGCUCCCUUACCCCAGGGCAAUUCCUCAAAACUGGCCUAUAGUUAUUAUUUACUGAAAAGACUGCUUUUAUACUAUUCCCCUUGCAGAACAGGACAGAUAAAAAUCUGUGUUUAUAAUACCAUCUAUCAAAAAUGAAAGGCCAGCUCGCGAUUACAUUAGAAAGUGCUUCCUCAAGGAAUACUGACCUGUCCUACUAGGUGUCAGUAUCAUGUAAAUCAGGCUUUGCUCCCCAGUAGAAAAGAAUUUCCUAACUGCAAUAUCAUUCAUUUUAUGAAUGAUAUUCUAUUAGCAGCCCCAAUGGAGCCAGUAUUUUUAAGUUUAGACGUCUCUGUCCAAAGAAAUACAUAGUUAAGAGGUUCAAUCAUAGCACCUGAAAAAGUACAAAUGUCCUCUCCUUGCAAAUAUCUUGGAUUCAUACUAACUUCCUGGUCAGUAAGACCCCAGAGGAUUAAGUUAAAUUCUAGAAACUUACAUACUUUAAAUUAUUAUCAAAAAUUACAGGGUAGGCCAGGAAUGGUGGCUCGUGCCUGUAGUCCCAGCACUUUGGGAGGCUGAGGUGGGUGGAUCACCUGAAGUCAGGAGUUUGAUACCAGCCUGGCCAACAUGGAGAAACCCUGUCUCUACUAAAAAAUACAAAAUUAGGCCAGGCGUGGUGGCUCACGCCUAUAAUCCCAGCACUUUGGGAGGCCAAGGUGGGCGGAUCACAAAGUCAAGAGAUCGAGACCAUCCUGGCCAACACGGUGAAACCCUGUCUCUACUAAAAAUACAAAAAUUAGCUGGGCAUGGUGGCACGUGCUUCUGGUCCCACCUACUCAGGAGGCUGAGGUGGAAGAAUCGCUUGAACCCAGGAGGUGAAGGUUGAAGUGAGCCGAGAUUGUGCCACUGCACUCCAGCCUGGCAACAGAGCAAGACUCUGUCUCAAAAAAAAACAAAAAACAAAAUUAGCUGGGUGUUGUUUCAGGCUCAUGUAAUCUCAGCUUCUUGGGAGGCUGAGGCAGGAGAAUUGCUUGAACCUGGGAGGCAGAGUUUGUGGCGAGCCGAGAUUGUGUCACUGCACUCCAGCUCGGUCAACAAGAGUGAAACUCUGUCUUAAAAAAAAUUACUGGGUGAUAUGAACUGGCUUCACCGGAUCUUUGGCAUAACUACUGAACAGUUGCAAAACCUGUUUUCUAUCCUGAAGGGCAAUACAGCCCUAGGUUCUGCCAGAUAUUUAACCCCUGCAGCACAAAAGGAAAUUGAGGAAACAGAACAAGCUAUUUCUCUAGGCAACUAGAUCACAGAGACCCAAAAUAUUCAGUUCAAUUGUUUGUUUUUCCUACUGAACAUUCCCCAACAGGAUUACUAGGACAGAUGACCCCAGGGCUAUGCUUCCUAGAAUGGGUCUUUUGCUCACAUACUGGAACUAAAACACUAUCUCCCUAUAUCCAGCUAGUUAGUAAAGUCAUCUCUAUGGGCCACAGAUGAUGCAAUCUGUUGCUAGGUUAUGACCCUGUUGUCAUAAGAAUUCCUCACUAGAUCUUUAGAUAGCUCUCUGAUUAUGCAGGCUGUAUAGAGCAUGCCCUUCCUGCUGACAAACUGCUUCAGUUCUUAUCUCCUGUAGUCAUGCCUACAAAAGUAGUUCACUCCCCCAUACCUAACACGCUAAUGCCUUUUAAUGACUCUGCUUACUCUAUUCAUUUAUCGCAGUACCUUAAAACAGCCCUCAUUAAGUCCACUCUCAAGCCCACCCCACCCUUAAAAAUAUGCUCAGAAAACAAAAGAAGGGGAAUAUGAGUAAGGACCCUGCAACCCUACUAUCACAAGCCUUAUUUACCUUGAAUUUCUGAAAUUUAAAUAAUAAAUUUCAAUCAGCUGUAGAAAAGCGCUUUGCUAACAAGACAUAAAACCUGCAGUUUUAUGCAAAGAUGCGAAUAGUAAUGUAUGGUGCGGUCCAAACGAUGUGCUAAUAUGGAGAAGAGGAUAUGAUUGUGCUCACGCCUCCUCUUUAGAUUCCAGCAUGACACAUCAAACCUUACUAUGGUUUGAUGUAAACCCAACCCAGUACCAGAAAUGAAGGAAAUGACGCUGCAGGACCCGCAGCCCCAGACAAUGUGGCUCCCUUGGAUGACACAAGUCCCAGACAUCACCUGGGGAAUGCUGAAGAAGACGGCUCAGAAGACCGAGCAAAUCCUGCUCCAAACACAAACACCAUUCACUCCAGAUAAUUUGUCCCUUCUUUAUUCUCUCACUUUGCCUGCUACCUGUACCUGCCACACUCUAGAAAGACCGUCUUCUAUAUCUGCCUUUUUUCUGACUGUUAUUUAGGCAGACACUCCCUUCCCAGCCUCUAAUAAAUUCGACUUCUUGGCUAGAAAGGAUUAACAUUCCCCCAGUGGGGUUGCUUCAUUAAUGGCACACAGUGGACUGAGGUGCCAAGUAACACUACAGGUCACUCCUUGAUUGGAAAAAAAAUGUUACUGAUCAUACUCAUGUUUGUCUCAUUAUUUACUAAUUCUAGGAUGCAAAGCCAGAACGCUACUUAUAACCACUGUGCCUGACAAACCUGUUGCUGCACACAUCUGUGCUCCUCAAUCAACAAUACCUGAUGCAAAACACAGGAAAGGGGGAGAUGUAGAAGACCGGUUAGGGUGGUGGGAAAAAUUAUAAGAAAGACACAAAUGUUCUUGGAAGGCCAGGAGGUUUGCAAAAGCUUUGGGAAAGAAUGAGCUGAAGGCGGCUGUUCUUACCCUGGGGCAAAAGGCAGUUAACAAGGGAAUGUAGAGGAGUUGAUCUAAAUAGCUUGUUACUUAUGUUGUCCUAAAACCAACCUGUGAUCAUUCACAGGCAGGACUGCUUUCUAUUUAGGGGGUUGACAAUGUUUAUUACCCACAAACUGUGCUUGCUCUAGGCCCGUGUCAUCAAAUCUACUAAAUAAAAGAGAGCGUCGCUGGCUUAUCAAGGCUGCCGCUCACUCUGGCAGGGGUUCCCUAGCUUCACUGACAGCAAGCUUGUGUCUGUGUACUCUGUUUUUCUGUCACUCGGCCAGAGUCUGCGGGACAGACUCAGCAAUGACCCUUUCAUGGAACAGUUAGUCGCCUGGCCAGCCAGGAGGAGCCAGGAAACCAAUGUAUGGGUGAGAAGAAGGAAGUAUCCUCGGGGAGAUGUCAGGGCUCUUCUCAUCUAUGUAGUGUGACAUUGCCUGUUUGCUAGAUGCCUGUGGACUGCCAGGUGAGUACUGGGGUGCCCUGAAAAUGCCAGAGGGUCUCAAAGGCUUGUUAAUCCAAAACUCUAUGACCCACUGUGGUAAGAAGGGUCACUGAGUGGUGACAACAUGAGCUUGCCACUGUUAUGGGCUGUGUGAGUUGGCCACAGACCACAGGUCGUGGUUGAGGUGAUGUUAUAAAAGCCAGAGGAAGAGUGACAGGAAAGCAUAUGAGAACUUCCACAUUUGUGUUGGCAUCCAGCUUGGUGGAUGAGCUUGAUGAGAUGGAAACUCUAAGAAUAAGAGCUUAAGGACUAAGGGAAACCCUAGCCUGCCACUUUAUCUGGCUGAUAGGGAGGAAGUUGUGCUGGCUGAAAGUGUGAGCUGUCCUUGCCAAACUGGACUGGGAUGCUAAUCUUUGGCAACCAACUAGUGAGUCAGAUAAAGAUGUAGAGGUUAUUUUGGAGGACAAGGAUAGCUAUUCUUCCCUUCUGAGAGCAAGACCACUCAUGCAGAAGAACGCAAAAGCCCAACACAUGCAGCCAGGCAAUAACUGACAGCCUUCCCAGGCAACCUUAACUGUCCAUGAGUACACCUUGGCAGAAUUAGUGGGCAGAGCAAACACUUUUAAAUAGCUGCAAAGAGAAAGCUUAGCCUCAUGGAUGAUGCAGCUAUGGGACACUUGUGGGGAUAAUAUUUCCUUAGCGCGGAGUGAAGCUGGAAAAAUGAGUAACAUUACCCACUCAUCCUGCUUGGAGACAGUAUUUGCACAAUACUAAAACCGUGGAGGACAAUCAUAGUCUUAUGGACUGGAUUAUCCUGCCUGUGAAAGAGGCCUGGCCAGAUGAAGGAGAUUUCCCAGGUCGGACCCUGGCAUGGCGCUCUCUGGAGGAAGCACAGAGCAAUUUAAGGGAGUUGAUGAGCAUACAUCAGGUAGUUUAUACCCAACAGUCUGCAAAACUUGAUAAAGCUAUGUUUACCUCGGGCAUGAAAAUUAAGUUGCUGAAAGCUGGCCUGUGGGAGUGGAACGGUCCUCUCAGGUCCCUGUCGAUCCCCCUUGUGGUAAGAGAUGUAUAUGAUAAUGGGAGAAGCCACAGGUGAGUUUGGAAAAACUGGAAAGAUUAGAGAUAAAGCCUGACUUGUUACUAAAGGAAAAGGGGAAAAGGGAGAAGCCAAUUCUGCUGAACUAAAACAGGGAGGCCUAAAAGGCCCAGUUAGAAUGACCAGGAAACAAACUGGUAUGAUCUGAUCUCAGCUGGAGUAGGCAAAGAAAAAAUAGAUCAGCAACCCAGUGCCAGAUGAGUGGGCCUUUGAAAGACCUGAAUUUUGAUCAACAGCUUAGACCCUUCCUACUGUCCUACCAGAAGAAGGAGAAGGAAAAGGCCUCUGUAAAAGAACUCCAGUCUCUGUGUUCCAAGGUGGACUUUUCCCCAGCCUAGUGACUAGGGGUGGGGCCAAGGUUGCCUCCAUGCAAGAGCAGUGGGGGCGACCAAGCCACCAUGGGGAUGGAGCUUACUACAAUCUGUUGGAGUCCAGAAACAAGCAGAGGACCUUAGCUUUAUGGACACAGUUGCAGAAAAUGCACCAUAAUUUUGAAGACUUAGAAUGAAAACAAAUGAAAUAUCUCAUUAAUAAAGUUUUAUAUUCAUUGCAUAUGAAAUAAUAUUUUGGAUAUAUUAGGUUAAAUAAAAUAUUUUAAAAAUUUUUAAAAGGAAGCUGUAUUCUCUGAGAAUGGCAGUUUUCCCUGGGAGACGCAGCUGUGUCGAGGCGUGGGUGUGCAUGAUUACAAGUGCACGUUUGUUCAAUGGUGAUCCGCUGGAUAACAGGGGGAGAAAGAGGCAGGUGGAUGCUUCUGAAUUAUACAUUUUAAUUAAUUAAUUAAUUUUUUGAGAUGGAGUCUUGCUCUGUCACCCAGGCUGGAGUGCAGUGGCGUGAUCUCGGCUCAUUGCAACCUCUGCCUCUUGGGUUCAAGCGAUUCUCCUGCCUCAGCCUCCUGAGUAGCUGGGAUUACAGGUGCCUGCCACCACACCUGGCUAAUUUUUGUGUUUUUUAGUAGAGACAGGGUUUCACCAUGUUGGCCAGGCUGGUCUCGAACUCCUGACCUCAAGUGUUUCACCUGCCUCAGCCUCCCAAACUACUGGGAUCAUAGGCAUGAACCACCAUGUCCAGGCCUGAAUUAUACAUUUUGAAUGGAUGAAAUUUGUUUUUUGUUACCCAGGCUGGAGUGCAAUGGCGCGAUCUCGGCUCACCGCAACCUCCACCUCCUGGGUUCAGGAAAUUCUCCUGCCUCAGCCUUCUGGGUUGGGAUUACAGGCAUGCGCCAUCAUGCCCAGCUGAUUUUUUUGUAUCUUUGCUAGAAACGGGGUUUCACCAUUUUGACCAGGAUGGUCUUGAUCUCUUGACCUCCUGAUCCACCCUCCUCGACCUCCCAAAGUGCUGGGAUUACAGGCUUAAGCCACCGCGCCCGGCCCAAUGGGGGAAAUUUUUUAUGGCUCGUGAAUUAUAUCUCAAUAAAGUUUUGUUAAAAGAAAACACAACUGGGAGGCCGAGGCGGGUGGAUCACUAGGUCAACAGAUCGAGACCAUCCUGGUCAACAUGGUGAAACCCUGUCUCUACUAAAAAUUACAAAAAAUUAGCUGGGCACGGUGGCGCGUGCCUGUAAUCCCAGCUACUCAAGAGGCUGAGGCAGGAGAACUGCCUGAACCCAGGGGGUGGAGGUUGCAGUGAGCCGAGAUUGCGCCAUUGCACUCCAGCCUGGGUAACAAGAGCGAAACUCUGUCUCAAAAAAAAAAAAAAAAAAAACACAACUAACUGCAGAUCACAUCUCACUGACAGCAUAUUUUUACUGCCCUGGAUCCAAAAAGAAAUGCCCAGGUAUGGGCUUGUGAGGGCAGAGACACACACACCUGUAAUCAUGUACACAGCUGCGAGUGGUGAUGAGUCAGUGGGGAAAUUUCGACAGAAUUCAGAGUGCUGAGGCAGUUCCCUUACUGCCCUGCCGACUUCUCUCCCCUGGGCGUUGCUCCCUCAGUCUCGAUUCACAAAGUCAAUGCCUUUGGGAGCCAGGAACUAAAUUCUUAGUCAAAGACACCUCCCUCCUGUCCAGUUAUGCGUCUCAGGGAGGAAAUGGCAGGGUCUUCAUGAACACUAGUAGGGGUGCCAGGCCCUCUUCCAUGUUAGAAGAAAUCAGGAUAACAAAGGCAUAUCGGCCUCCUCUGCAAAAGAAAUCAGGAUAACAAAGGCAUAUCAGGUGCCUCUACAAAAGGGUAAAAAGCUCCUUGGGAAUUUGGACUUUAUCUUGUUUGCUGGUCUAUCUCCAGUUCCUGAAACAUGGCCAGGAGGUGAUCAAUAAAUAUUGGUUGAAUAAAUAAAUGGAUGAAUAAAUGGAUCUUCUGAGA